Molecule: messenger RNA, 951 nt
Organism: Closterium sp. Naga37s-1
Lineage: Eukaryota; Viridiplantae; Streptophyta; Zygnematophyceae; Desmidiales; Closteriaceae
Source: the annotation of a GenBank genome assembly
AUGCGGGAGAUUUGCGGAUUUACGUGCGACGGUGAGAAAGACGCGACGAGAGGGAAUGAAAUCCUGAACCAGAGUCGCGACCCGGAGGAGGCGGGUGCCGACACGCGAUGCGAUAGGUUUCGUCCUGGAUCAGAAAUCGCGGCGCCAUCCGUGGCGCACUCGGUGCUUCUUUCUCGAGGCGCCAUGGCGCCCUUCCACGAGUACUUGGAGAACCCCAACAGAGCGCCCUUUCACGAGUACUUGGAGAAUCCUAACAGAGUCUUUGACGCUUUCUUCCCGGACAAGCAGCGCUCUGAAAAGCUCUCCGAGGACCUGUGGCGCAUCCACAUGCUGCCAAUCACGUUGAUCCUCGUCACGGCGCGCCCAAUAGUGGACAUGCGAAUUUUCCUCGACCAACCCUCUCCAGUGCUCGACCGAGUCCGAGAAGCUUCCUCCGUGAAGCAUGUCAUGCGCCUGCAAGCGACCAACUGGGAGCUCAAGGGAGUGGACUACGACCCGGCCAACUUCUCCCUCGACGUGCGCGGAUCCCUCUUUGCCCAGUCCGCCGCCCGGCCGAACCAGCCCACCGUUGUCACCAGCUAUGCCAGCAGCAGCAGGCAGGCACAGGGGAACGGCUCUAGCUUCAGCUUCAGUAGCAGCAGCAGCAGUAGCAGCAGUAGCAGCAGCAGUGGGAAUGGCAGCGCCACCAUGACUGCUUACAGUAGCUCCAGCAGAUCUGGCAGUAGUAGCAGCAGCAGUAGUAGCAUGAGCUAUGGUGGCCGGCAGAGUGCCGCCCGGAGUAUGCUGCGGGGACAGAUGGCGGUGACGGUGGGCAUGCAGGUGCCGCCCAACCUCUUCCUUGUGCCCCGCCAGUCCAUUGAAGCUGUUGGUAGCGCGGUGCCACCCAACCUCUUCCUCGUGCCACGGCAGUCCGUUGAAGCUGUUGGCAGCGCGGUGAGCUGGCAGCAAUGA